This is a messenger RNA of Helicoverpa zea (corn earworm), 1553 nucleotides long. Its product is annotated as 3-oxoacyl-[acyl-carrier-protein] reductase FabG-like. Gene Ontology annotation, molecular function: oxidoreductase activity. NCBI's taxonomy places the organism in Eukaryota, Metazoa, Arthropoda, Insecta, Lepidoptera, Noctuidae. The coding region runs from base 652 to 1389 and encodes 245 amino acids. The transcript has a single exon. The record is from RefSeq and is a predicted model, not a curated record.
UGUAGUAUUGUGAGUGAAGUGUUUGUUGUGAGUCAGGUUAAGGAAAUAAACUUGAAGGAAUAAUGCCGGAAAAAUAUGGCUUCCGUUUUCAUCUAUCUUUGAAAUGGACUAAAGAUAUUUUCGCAUGUGAAUUGGGUAAUUGCUAGAUUUAUAUUGCUUUUAUAGGUAUCUACUACCUUAUAACUACUUAAUGAUUAAUGAAUAUUAAUACACAUGGGACCACCCACUAUUAUUUCAAUAAAACAUGAAGUCUGUUGAAAGGUGGCUCUGAAUAUUCAAAUGUCGUUCCUUACAUAAAACUUUCACCUUCAAUUGUUAUUCAAAUAAAAUAUUAUCAUUAAUCACGUAUUAAUUGCCACUACGCCCUUAGUUGUUCAAGGUGCUAAAAGUUCGGUAAAGUCACUUUGUAAAAUAGGUUACUUUCAUAAAUUAUACACCAUUUGUCGCCCUAAUGAUACACUUACAGCUAGUUCAAUAAAGGACAGUUAUAGAAAGUUGAAAGGUCAUAUUUAACACGUGUAUAACUUAAAAGGGCAAAUUAGGGCAAUAUAAAGGGAUGGAAGAGACGACAGCCGUCAGUUCGGUUGAAAAAUUCAAUCAGAAAAUACAAGAACUUCUUACAUUUGUCACCGUAGAUCCAGAUUUCUCACGAUGAGUUUCGCCAACAAAGUCGUGAUUAUAACCGGAGCUAGUUCAGGGAUUGGCGCGGCCACAGCCAUCCUUUUUUCUCAAGAAGGUGCGAACGUAGUUCUUGUGGGAAGGAACGAGAUCAAGCUAGCUAGUGUAGCUAGGAAAUGCGAGAACCCACUUAUUAUUAAAGCAGAUGUAACUGACAUGGAUGACGCGAAGAGAAUGAUCGCGGAAACAAUCGACACUCACGGGAAAAUAGACGUACUUGUAAACAAUGCGGGCAUUGUGAGAUACGAGAGCAUAUUAGACGAGAAUGUUCUAGAAACAUUCGAUGCUUUAAUCGACACUAACUUGCGAGCCCUAUUCAAUAUCACACGUUUAGCUGUACCAUACCUUAUAGAAACUAAAGGGAACAUUGUAAACAUAUCAAGUAUUGCCGGAAAAAUUGUUCCUGAUUCACGAUUGGUGGCUUACGGCAUAUCGAAAGCUGGUGUCGAUAAUUUUACUAAGGGACUCGCUUUGGAACUUUCGAAAUAUGGCGUGAGGGUCAACGCUAUAAGUCCUGGGCCGGUGAAAACUGAUAUUUUGGAAAAUGCUGGUGAUGAAACUCCUUGGGAAUGUUUUACGCCAGCUAUGCCUUUGGGGAAGGUGGGUGAACCUGAUGAUAUAGGGCAUCUGGUGCUGUUCUUGGCAAGUGAUAAGGCUGGCAGUAUUACUGGUGUUGAUUAUGUUUGUGAUAAUGGGGUUAUGUUGAAGUAGAGUAGUUUUUUUGAAUUUCUGCAUGUUAUUUUAAUGAGUGUUUAAUCAUAUUAAAGUAUUAUUUUAGUUGAUGUCAUAAUUGCUAGUAUUAAUUGUUGUGUGAUAUUAAGUGUCGUAGAAUAAAUUAAUGUUUCUUGAAAUCAAUAAAUAAAUUAUGUAUUUUU